Messenger RNA from Darwinula stevensoni, 1782 nucleotides. The record is from the annotation of a GenBank genome assembly. NCBI's taxonomy places the organism in Eukaryota, Metazoa, Arthropoda, Ostracoda, Podocopida, Darwinulidae.
UGUUCCUUGUUCCUUUUAGCAACCUUCAUGCUGUGUCCUGAUGAUUCCUCGAAGGCCAAAGCCUUGGUAUAAGAAACAUGGUGGCACAGUUUUGAAAGUCAUAAUUGCUGCUGAGGCUGGUCUCUUUCUGUCUUCAUUCUUGGCAUGGCGAUCCCUUUGCAAUAACCCGAAUUCACGCCAGUCUCUACAUAAGUGGUAUCCCAGGGCCUUGUACUGGUUUUAUGAUACUUUGGAGUACAUUGAUCCCAAGUUGUCUUCUGUUCGUGAGAGUGAUGCAAAAAGUUGGAAAUUGGAGAGCGUCACACCUUCUGGACAUUAACCUGGAAGCCUAAUUUACAUUUGUGACCUUAGACAUAGGUGUAAUAAUGGCAACAAAGUGGCAGCCUGAGAGUUGGGAUGAUGACAGUCGAAUGGAUGUAAUGUUCGCACCUUUUCGUCCCCGUGCAACAAACUCAGUUGGAUGGGAUGCCAAAGUGAAGUUCUGGGAAGGUGUUAUUGUAAAAUAUGCCCAGGCUACAGGGGGAUUCUGCUUCAAAUUGGAUGACUUGAAGGUGGCAUUCCAACGUCAUGGGAGGAUUCCCCGCGGACUUGAUGUGGUUCUUAAGGAUAUGCAAGAGAAGGGAAAGCUGGUGGAUGCCUCCCAGUAUCAUAUGUUUGAUCAAGGGAAUGUCCAGCAAGGAUGGAGCAUGUGGGCAUGGAGAUCCCUGGCAAAACCAGUGAUUGACUGGAGUUGGGGGUUUGUGAGGUAUUUUUGGAAGAGUGCCAUAUCUAUUGAGCCAUCAUCUAUUCCCAGUAUGCAAUUCCUUCUUGUUGGGGAGAUCCAGGAACUGGCACAAACCCUUCUUGCUGCUCAGCAAGCUUCUUCUGAAGACUGUUCUGUUCUGGAAUUCUCUGAUGUCUUUCACCGAUGGAGUGAUAUCUGCAAGACACAGGAGAACCUGGGUUAUGUAAUUGGUUGGCUGCAGAAACAAGGGCUUGUUGUUGUGCGCUUUGAGGGGGAACUGAAGUUUGUCAAGUUCUGUGGUCGGGAUGAAAAAGUGGCUAGUGCUAUAACAGAACAAGAGUUAGCUGUGAUCAACCUUCAGAAGCAGGAGAAAGUUCUCACCCAGGAGAUUGACAAACUCACAUCAACAGUGGAGUUCUGUAAUGAGGAAGCCCGCCUCUGUAUCCACGCUGGGAACAGAGUGAAAGCCAAGUCUUGCCUGAGAAAGAAGAAACUCAUUGAGGCCAGCUUGGAGAAAAAGUGGAAGGCUUUGGACAACCUUGCCUCCCUUCUGCAUCGCUUGAGGCAGUCUGACUCUGAUGCCCGCAUCUUUGACACCUAUCAGACUGGUUUAAGUGCUCUCAAGAACUGUGGGCUUGAUGUUGAUCGGAUCGAGGAUGUUCUCGACAAGAUGGGAGAAACUCUGGACAUGAGCCAUGAAGUUUCUUCGGCUCUCUCACGCCCAGUUGCCUUCUCUGAUGUAGAGGCCUCUCAGGAGGAAUUGGAAGCAGAGUUGAAGAACCUUCUUGGUGAAGAAGAAGAAGAGGAAGAAAAGCCACGGCCUAUUAAAGACCGGGAAGAUAAUGCAACAAGAGCAAUGGAGGGGUUGACCCUUUCUGAUUUCAACAUGAAGCUUCCUUCUCCACCUAAGCAUCCAGUUGUGAUUGGGAAGCAACGUGAAGCUAAUUUUGGCCAUUAAGUCUUUCUUUAUAGUCAAUCAUUGCAUCAGAGAAACUGUCUUCGGUUUUUUCUGCUGAUGUUGAUAAAAUAAAAUGGUUUAUCAUUUUAGCAUGCAAAAA